Molecule: messenger RNA, 3060 nt
Organism: Cornus florida
Lineage: Eukaryota; Viridiplantae; Streptophyta; Magnoliopsida; Cornales; Cornaceae
Product: pentatricopeptide repeat-containing protein At1g30610, chloroplastic
Exons: 9
Coding region: 288-2969 (893 amino acids)
Biological process (GO): chloroplast organization
Cellular component (GO): chloroplast
Molecular function (GO): protein binding
Source: RefSeq, a predicted model, not a curated record
CCCUUCUCCAGGCCCCUCUCUCGUCUCUCCCUCUCUCGUUGUUUUCGUUUGCCAGAAGAAUACAUUUUGAUAGAGCUGAUAUGGCGCACGUAUAGGAACAAGCCGUCCAUACUACAUAUUUUGAUUUCUUGACUGCCAAAGGUGUAAGUUUCAUUGAAUUUAAUGGACACUCACUUAUGUUCUGCCUAUUUAAUUUUUUGUUUCACUUCAAAUUAGUAUAGUAGUUUGCCUAAAUUUGAGCUUUCUUUGAAUUGUUGGGCGAUUUUUGAAUCCUAGUGUUAACUGAGAUGGUGGUCAUGGUUAUGGUAAAUUCUCAAAUGGGUGUCUGUUGUUUUGAAAAAAAUGGAAUUUUGACAUUGAAUUGUAGCCAGAACUUGUCUCUGUCUUGUGGGUAUUUGAUUCCCCCAAAACCCAGUUGUGGUGUCACUUUAAAAACAAAGAAAAUUAUGGAGGAUAGGGUUUCCUGUUUAAGAACACGAAAUUUCAGGCCAGUCAAUGUUUUGUCGUCUGGCAAUCAAUUGGUUGAUAGUGGUGUUCUUGAGAAAGAGUUUGAGUUCAAGCCAUCGUUUGAUGAGUAUUUGAAGGAUAUGGAGUGUGUUAGGGAGAAGAAGCAAACCCAUCAAUCAAAUAGAGACAAGUCAAGGAAUGAUUCGAGCAGAAAGGAUGUUUUGAGGACACCGCGGUCAGAAGGUGCUGAAGAAAAUGCCAAUUUGGAUGAUUUUAAAGGGAAAUCAUCUCAAGAUAAGGCCGGGUCAUUGAAGCAAAGCGAGCUGCGCAACAAUUCUAAUGGAGUUGCUUGCCGAGAAGGAGUGUUUAAUGGUAAGAUUAAUUACAAAAAGAGAGGAAGUGGAAUAUUGGAGGAUUCCAAGAGGAUUGGAUUUAAAGAGAAGGGUAAUAUAGGGAGUGCCUGUUCUUCAGUUCGAGAAGAAUUGGAUGAUGCAGAAAGGAAAAUGGAUGUAAAUGUCAAAAGGAGGUUGGCAGUCGAUACAGCAAAUGGGAGAUGGAUGAAAAACAAAAGUGAUGAUCAAUUGGAAGGACACACGUUUGGGAGAAAUAAACAUGGUUUUAGAAGCAACGAAAUGCAUGGAAGACUUGAGAAAGACUGCAUUGAGGGUGAAAAAUAUUCUUAUAGAAGAAUUGCAUCGAAAAGUGUGGAACUCAGUAGGAGCAGUGUGCCUACCCUGAAGAAUAAUGUUAAUGCAGCGGGGAUGCAAAGAGCAGCAUUCAAGUCAUUUGAGGUAUCCAAUGAUGUUUUCGACAAGCCACGGGUUACACGGAUGGAAAUGGAGGAGAGAAUCCAAAAGCUUGCAAAGUGUUUGAACGGUGCGGACAUCGAUAUGCCUGAGUGGAUGUUUGCUAAAAUGAUGCGAAGUGCACAAAUCAGAUUCUCUGAUCAUUCUAUUUUGAGGGUUAUCCAGAUAUUGGGUAGACUAGGAAACUGGAGGAGGGUGCUUCAGGUCAUUGAGUGGAUUCAAGUGCGGGAGCGCUUCAAAUCUCACAAGACAAGGUACAUUUAUACCGCAGCACUUGAUGCACUUGGAAAGGCAAGGAGGCCAGUGGAGGCGCUUAAUGUAUUUAAUGCAAUGCAGCAACACAUGUCCUCUUAUCCCGACCUUGUAGCUUAUCACUGUAUCUCUGUCACUCUCGGACAAGCAGGACAUUUGAAGGAACUUUUUAAUGUGAUUGAUAGCAUGCGGUCUCCCCCCACAAAGAAGUUUAAAACUGGGGUUCUUGAGAAGUGGGACCCCCGCCUUGAACCAGAUAUUGUUGUCUACAAUGCUGUCCUAAAUGCUUGUGUGCGGCGCAAACAAUGGGAAGGCGCAUUUUGGGUAUUGCAGCAGCUAAAGCAACAGGGCCAACAGCCUUCUAGCACAACAUACGGACUUGUUAUGGAGGUAAUGUUUGCAUGUGGCAAGUACAACUUGGUUCAUGAUUUUUUCAAGAAAAUUCAGAAAUCUUCUAUUCCCAGUGCUUUAACUUAUAAAGUUAUUGUGAAUACUCUUUGGAGGGAAGGUAGAACAGAUGAAGCUAUAUUAGCCGUCCAAGACAUGGAAAGACGAGGGAUAGUUGGUUCAGCCGGUGUUUAUUAUGACGUUGCUCGUUGUCUCUGCAGUGCAGGCAGGUGCCAGGAAGCGCUAGUGCAAAUUGACAAGAUAUGUAAGGUUGCAAAGAAACCUCUAGUAGUGACUUAUACUGGUUUAAUUCAAGCUUGUUUGGAUGGAGGAGAUGUUCAAAAUGGGACAUACAUCUUCAAUCACAUGCAAAAGUUUUGCUCCCCAAAUUUGGUUACUUGUAAUAUAAUGCUGAAAGCAUACCUGAAACACGGGAUGUUUGAAGAAGCAAAGGAGUUAUUCCGGAAGAUGGUGAAAGAAGGCAACCAUAUUGGCAUUAUCUCAGAUUACAAGAAUAGAAUUAUACCAGAUAUCUACACUUUUAACACCAUGUUAGAAGCCUGUCUCACCGAGCAGAGGUGGGAUGAUCUUUCUUAUGUCUACAAGCAGAUGCUCCACUUUGGGUACCACUUCAAUGCAAAACGUCAUCUUCGGAUGAUAUUGGAUGCUUGCAGGGCUGGAAAGGAAGAGCUGUUAGAGACAACUUGGAAGCACUUGGCCCAGGCAGAUCGGAUUCCACCACCCCUUCUUGUCAAGGAAAUGUUUCGCAUGAAAUUGGAGCAUGAUGACUGUGCCACUGCUCUGUCCUGUAUUAGCAGUAACCAUUUGAGUGAGUUGUCGUCAUUCUCCCAAAAGGUAUGGGCGAACUUUUUUGAGGAAAAUGCCCAUCGCUUCCAUAAGGAUACUCUUGUUAGGUUGAUUCACGAGAGUAGCAACCUUGUUUCGAGAAGUGACUCACAAAACCUAAUAUUUCAGAAUCUAAUAACAACUUGUAGAGAAUUUUUAAGGGCCCAUAUAACCCUAGCUGGGACUGCCCAAACAGAAACUGUUGGUAGAUUGAAUGUGAAACAGCUUUAAAAUUUUAGUGAAAUUCAUUAUGUUGUAAUAGUUUUGUUGGAGGUGUAAGUCAAUAUUAAGAACAGGUCAAUUGUUUUCAGUAUUUGUAUUA